AGGUACUUAAUAUAUACAAACCUUAUUAGGUAGUGGGAAGCCCUCAUGAAGCUCCUACAUCAAGCAACGAUGACACCAGCCAUCCUUCAAUAAGUGAACCUCAACCUACUGUUUCUUUACAAGAUGUGUCGACACAUGCUAUUUUUCAUCAGGAAGGAAGUGAUGUGACAUCAAGUUGUAAUGCAACAAAUGAUCAACAACCUGUGACGAUAAACAACCCAGAGGAUGUUCAUCUUUACCAGCAAACACAACAUUUUCACCAGCAAACACAAAACAAACUCCAUCUUACACAACAUGUGCAUCACUACCACCACCAACAAACGAUGCAAAUUCUGCAGUCACAAUCUACAAACAGGCAACAAAUACCAUUCCAUGUACUUAACCCAGCACAACAGCAUCGUCAGCACAUUCACCGCCAACAAGGACCACAGACUUCCCAUGCUUAUACACUUGCUGGAAAACUUGAACAGAUAAUGCGAAAAAAAAUUCUUCAAUUCUACGGAGAAGUCAUCUUGCCACCGGGUGUUUUAGUUCCAGGCUGUUCCAUUGAGCCUGUACCUCUUCAAUUGGCUGCAGCUCGCCAAAUAGCAGAUAAUGAAUGGGAGCAACAUAAAAAUCAACGACAAAAACUGCAUCAAAUGUACAUACCACAAGGUUCCAUUCGGAUUGAAGAUUUGUUUAAGAAGGCUGAACAAGUUGCACAGAAGGAAGCAAAGUACAAAUGCAAGAAUCGGGAAGCCGAGUCAGAGUAUAUUAAAAAAUUCGGUAAUAUUGUUUCUGUGAUUGGACUACCUGGGAUUGGCAAAAGCACGCUUACAAAGAUGAUUGCCAAAUGUAUUGUUGAAGAUAAAACAAUGAAACCAGAUACACAGUUUGUGUUUCCAAUCUCACUGAAGAACUUUAACCCUGAUGAAAAAAUUACCCUGUUGCAAUUCCUUCUACAUGACAACUUGAGUGAGUGGAAUCGUUCUAAUAAAGAGAACAAAGCUUUGCUUCAAUUUCUGUACAACAGUUCAAAUGUUGUUCUGUUGAUUGAUGGGUUGGAUGAACUAAAUAUAACUCAAGCCAACAAAAGGGUCCAUAUUUGUCAACUGAAUAGCAAGCAAGUACCAGAGGUUUUUGUCAAGAAUUUGUUGAUGGGCAAUCUUCUACCUAACGCUGUAAAAGUUAUCACAUCAAGACCAGGUCAGUUUUACGAGCUUCACCCUGAUUAUCGACAAGGUUUGGUUUCUGAGGUGCAAGGUAUGGAUAAACCUGCAAAGAAGGAUCUUACUAAACAGAUCUGUGGUAAAGCCAAUCUUGAAACUGUGGAUAAACUAUUGGCAGAGCGUCCAAACUUAGAUGCCCUUUGCUAUGUACCAAUCCAUUGUAUUCACAUUGUAGCUUGUCUCCAUUCAAGUGUGUCAUCCGGUCGUGAGAUCAACUCAAUGACUCAGGUGUUCCUCUUUACUCUCACUAACUACAAAGCUUCAGAUCAUGUAAGAACAAGCAUGUCAGAACGGGAAAUUGGGCAAGAACUGGUAAAACUUGCUCACCUUGCAUACAAAGGGCUCACCGAAAGAAAGUUGGUGUUUCAGCAAGCCGACUUUGAAGAAGUGGGAAUCAACGAACAAACUGUUGAUAUAUUUCUGCACACCUAUGUUGAAAAGUCCCAUCAUUUAAAAAUGAGAAUCUUGGAAGGAAAGAAACGAAGUUACUUCAUCCAUCUUAUCUGGCAAGAGAUUUUCGCAGCAGUGCAUCUAAUGCUGUUCAUACCACAAGAAGAUUUCCGCAGAUGUAUGAAGACUUUCGAAGAUCCACAUUGGGAAGUCGUGACUCGAUUUAUGUUCGGUAUUUGUAACUCCACUUCAUGCAAAGAUCUAAAAGUCAUUUUCCCAGCUUUGAUGAUUAAAGAUUAUAAGGAGAAAAAGGAGAUUCUCAUGUCUUUAAUUCCACGUCAAAUUAAGACUCACAAAAAUUAUUUCAGCCACCAAAUCAAAGAUAUGGUCAGAUACGCAGGUUGGAUCCAUGAAGCAAACGAUGCAGAAAUAUUCAAAAGAUUUGAAGAGAGUAUGCCUAAGGUUAUACAUAUUUCAGUUCCUAGGUUUCUUACAGAAGUUUCUGAUGUUGUUUUUGCUUUGAACACAUUCACAACUCCUCAUUCUCUCAUUGUCAAUAUUUCUGAAACAGAUGGGUCAGCAGGGGAAUCAUUUCUUAGAGGAAUACAUGGAAGUCAGGCAAAGAUCAAAGUGUUAGAUAUAAAGGCUGUAAAGAUAACAGACUCGUUCACACAAGCCCUUCUUCCUCAUCUUGAUGUGAUGGAUAAGCUUGACUUGGAUGAGAAUAGACUUUCUAUGCAAAAUCUUCUCAUCUUACAUGAAGCUGUUCAAAGACUAAGAAACCCAAAAGGUUUGGCAGUGAAUAACAUCAACGGUGAUCAUUGGUCAAAGUAUUGGCAAGUGAAUAGGUAUCAAACAGAUGAUGAUGUAAUGCAAAUUUUACGACUUCCACCUAGUAAAAUCAAAACAUUAGAUAUCCACUUAUCAAGAAUGCAGGAUUCAACGACACAAGCCCUUCUCCCUCAUCUUGAUGUGAUGGAUAAGCUUGACUUGGAUGAGGAAAAACUUUCUCUACAAAAUCGUAUCAUCUUACAUGAAGCUGUUGAACGACUAACAAACCCAAAAGAUUUGAGAGUUAAUGACAUCAAUGGUGAUCAAUGGUCGAAGGAUUGGAGGUGUUGGAAAUCGAAAGAGAAAAUAACAGUGAAGGGUUUGACAAUGAAAUACAUCUAUGGUGAUCAAAUAAAGGCUUUAUAUGAAGAAUAUGAAUAUCAACCAGAUGAUGAUGUAAUGCAAAUCUUGCAAUUUCCACUUGGCAAGAUCAAAAAACUAAAUAUCGAAGAUGUAAAGAUGACAGAUUCAAUGACACAAGCCCUUCUUCCUCAUCUCGAUGUGAUGGAUAAGCUUGACUUGGAUGAGAGAAAACUUUCCGUGGAAAAUCUGAUCGUCUUGCAUGAAGCUGUUAAACAACUAGCAAAUCCCAAAGGUUUGACAGUGAACGACAUCAAUGGUGAUCGAUGGUCAAAGUAUUGGAAAUUUUCUUAUGAUCAACCAGAUAAUGAUGUAAUGCAAAUCUUACAACUUUCACCUGGAAAAAUCCGUGUGUUGGAUGCAACAAAUGUUGAGAUGACAAAUUCAAUGACACAAGCCCUUCUUCCUCAUCUUAAUGUGAUGGAUGAGCUUUACUUGAAUGAGAAGGAACUUUCUGCACAAAGUCGUAUCAUCCUACAUGAAGCUGUUGAACGACUAACAAACCCACAAGGUUUGACAGUAAAUAACAGCACUGGUGAUCAAUGGUCAGCAAGUUGGAAAGCAUAUAGACACCGACCAUAUGAUGAUGUACUGCAAAUCUUACAACUUCCACCUGGGAAAAUUAAAAGAUUAGAUCUCAUGCAUGUAAAGAUGACAGAUUCAAUGACACAAGCCCUUCUUCCCCAUCUUGUUUUUAUGGACGAGUUAAGUUUAAAUGAGAAGAAACUUUCCUUCCAAAAUCGUAUCAUCCUACAUGAAGCUGUUGAACAACUAACAAACCCACAAGUUAGUGUGUUUUAUUUCGAAAUUGUAAUUUUAUAUAGGUUUGACGUGGCUAAAUUUUAUAAAAACGAUUAUAUAAAUUAAUUCCAAACUAUGACCAUUGUCGCCUGAGGUGCAGUGCAGGUGCCCGCCUCCACCUGCUGUACUAGAACUCUUACUGCUAACAAUGCUC
Molecule: messenger RNA, 3744 nt
Organism: Ciona intestinalis (vase tunicate)
Lineage: Eukaryota; Metazoa; Chordata; Ascidiacea; Phlebobranchia; Cionidae
Source: RefSeq, a predicted model, not a curated record